ACGGAGGGAGAAAAGGAGAGGAGGUGGGGAUGCUUCUGCGUGUGCUUAUCGGUCCUGUAGGUUCGGUCGGAGCCGGAUACAGAGUCUAACGCCGCGGCGAGACCGCCUCGGAGCCUCCCUCUUCCUCCUCGUCCCCUUUUCCGAGCUACCGUACGCGAUGUCCGGUGGGGGGGAUGUCCGCGUUCUCCGCCAAGAGGCCGGGCAAGAGAGUCCGAGGAUGCCGGCCUGGAAGCGAGAAAUCUUGGAGAGGAGGAAGGCGAAGGGCGGCGGUUCUGUGGGGAGCACCGCCCCGGAGACCGGACCCGGCGGGCAGCUGAACGGCGAGGCAGCGGCGAAUGUGAACGGCGGCGGCGGCGGAGCUGCCGGCGGGUCCGGGCGGAACUACAGCAUCACCACGGCCAGCCAGCACUUCAACAAAGAGCCGCGAGCGACGGAGAGGACGGCGCCGCGGGAGGAGGACGGCCGGGAGAGCCUGGUGCUGCAGGAGAGCCUGGGCCCGCUGCAGGAGAACCCGUUCAUCAAGCUGGAGAAGGAGCGCAGGAGGCGGCAGGACCGGGAGAGCGCCGCCCGCCCGGUGCAGCACAUCCUGGAGCUGUACGGCAGCGUGCCCGGCGUGCGCACCAUCCGCGCCGAGAACAUCAUCAUCAUCGAGUCCGAUCCCGACUACUUCCCGGAGUCCGGAGCGGGUAAAACCGGGGCCACCUGGCAACCAAACGGCGUGGACAGUUACAGCAGCCUGAACGACCUCCUGGACCGGAGGGGCAGCUCCGUUACCGAGAUCCGAGCCAAGGAGGUGGUCAUUUACGACACCACGUUGAGCAAGAGCGAGGAGAACCUGAGCACCCUGGGCCGCCCUGACCAGGAUGUCCCACGUGAUCCGGGCCAGGGUCAAGGUAGGGUCAGCCGGAUCCUGCAGAAGUUCGACAGCAACUACGGGAAGCUCCAGAAGAAGUCCCACAGCACAGAGAACCUGCUGGACCUGGACUGUAGUGCCAGUGGCAGGCCAAGACUUUGGUCCAAGCCACAGCCAGAUCUGGUGCCAAAACCCAGGCCGUGCCCGCCUGUCGGAGUCCAGCCAACGUCUCCAGUCUUCCAGAGUUCCUGCUCUUCCAAACCAAAGCCACAGCCUGUUGUCUCGGAGCCGUGUGACCCUCAGGGUCACCCCGGGGCGCCUCAGUCCGUGUCCUCUUACCGUCAGAGGUUUGAGGACCGUGGCCUCAACGGUGCAACUGUUGUCCCAAACGAUGAGCUGGACAGGGGGCAGAAUAGACUCCCCAGGGAGAGAGACUGGGAAGGGUCUGAGGUGUCCUCCAAACCCAAGGUGCCAUGCUCUCCAGAGACCCGCCAUGCCGAGUCCUCUCUACUCCCCGUCUCGUCCAAGGUGUUGAAGUCCUCCCCCGAGUUUGAGAUCCGCCCGUCCUUGAAGCCCGACCUGGAGCAGAUUCCUGACGGGGACGCCCAGGCCCGGGCCCUGGCCAACCUGCGCCUGCAGUCCCGGAACUCCUUCAUGGUGAUUCCCAAGCGCCGUCUCCAAACGCCUCCUCUACCCCCAGACCCCAUCAGGUCCUCGCCCCGAGCAGCAGAGGGGUCUCCAUCCAGAGUGCCAACCCCCCACGCCUCAACAACCCCCUUAAUGACCACUAAGAGGAAAGAGGAGAACCUGCAGGAGAAGGAACCUGAUCCACCUCCUGCUGCUGCCACAAGUCCUGCUCGACCUCCACCCUCUGAGCCCUCGCCUCCCUCCCCAGCUCCCUCGUCUCCACCUGUCCUGAUCUCACCUCCUUCCUCUCCAGCUGUCCCAUCCUCCCCUUCCUCCUCUCCUGUCUCGCCCCCGUCCCCCACAGCUCCAGCUGGACCCACCGUGGAUCAUCUGCCGGUAACAAACAUCGACGACAUCGAGGUGGAACCCUCCCAACGUGUUCCCAGCCCCGUGGUGCAGAAGACGAAGAAGGGGAACACCUUCACCGUGGUGCCCAAGCGUUCGGCGGAGCUCCAGAAGGGCCCCCCUGAGACCCAGCAGGAGGCUUCUGGUGAGGCCCCACCGGGCUCCGCAGCGCCCCAGGCCCCCUUCGCUCAGCUGGGCACCCAGCUGAAGAAACGCUACCCAGCUGUGGAGGAGAUCCAAGUCAUCGGCGGCUACCAGUCCCUCGCAAAGUCCUGCCUCUCCAAGACCGGCUCCUUGGGCAAGAAGCUGAGCAUCUCGUUCAACGAGUCGAGGCUGCAGAGCACCUACGAGUACCCGUCUGAGAGCAGCGCGUGGGACAGUGGCGAGGAGGACAGCGAGGACAAACGGGACGAGCAGCCGAGCAUGGUGGGACGGAUCCACAUCCCCCGGCCCGGCCUCAUCGGCUCGGACAACGGCAACGACCUUUCCAGCUACGUCCCCAAACACUCGGUGGACUUCAGCGCCUGGCAGGAGAACAAACACGAGGAAACCGUCCGGCUGGAAGACGCCGGCUCGCCGCAGAUCACCGAGGAGGUCAUGCUCACUCCGGCGGACAGCUCGUCUCUGUCCGACUACAGCAGCGAACCCGCCCUCUACUUCUGAUCGACCGUCUGCAGAACUCGCAGGAAGCCCAUGGCGCCCCCGCCCCACGGGGAGCAGCUUUAUUUUAAAUUUUUAUUUUCCCGCCACAGCUGUGGAGCUCCU
Molecule: messenger RNA, 2650 nt
Organism: Nematolebias whitei (Rio pearlfish)
Lineage: Eukaryota; Metazoa; Chordata; Actinopteri; Cyprinodontiformes; Rivulidae
Gene: tprn
Product: taperin
Exons: 4
Coding region: 158-2548 (796 amino acids)
Molecular function (GO): phosphatase binding
Source: RefSeq, a predicted model, not a curated record